Microstroma glucosiphilum is the source of this 1245-nucleotide messenger RNA. RefSeq lists its product as hypothetical. The record is from RefSeq and is a predicted model, not a curated record. NCBI's taxonomy places the organism in Eukaryota, Fungi, Basidiomycota, Exobasidiomycetes, Microstromatales, Microstromataceae. Bases 1 to 1245 code for a protein of 414 amino acids. Gene Ontology annotation, molecular function: catalytic activity; molybdenum ion binding; pyridoxal phosphate binding. The transcript is spliced from 8 exons.
AUGACUAUACUAGACGCCCUCUCCUCUGCUAGGCGAUACCUUGUCGGUGCCACGAUGGGAGAGAUCAAAUACCAUGCGGCGUACUUUGCGCCGCAGAAGGAGAUUACUAUUGAGUCCAUCUAUGUCCACCCUAUCAAGUCAUGCAAGGGCUCACAGGUACAGGAAGCCCAGAUCACCCACGACGGACUCCUCUACGAUCGCACCUGGCUCAUCGUCGACCGCACCUCGAAGAAAUUCUGCACCGCCCGCGAGCUCUCCAAGAUGGUCCUGAUCAAUCCACACAUCGACCUCUCUAGUGGGAAAUUGAUCAUCGAUGUACCCCUCACCGAAAAGGGAAAGGGAACAAAGAGGGUACAGACUGACUUGGAUCCGACGCGGGAACAGUUGGAGAAGAUGGAAUUGGUAGAGGGGAUUAGUAUCUGGAACCACACGGUGGAUGGAUACGUGGUUAGUGAAGAGGUGAAUGAGGUGUUGAGCGAGUUCUUUGGAAAGUCAGUGAUGCUGGUCAGGAAGGGACCGCUGGACAGACCAUCAGGACCAGACGAUAGAAGAGACCGCCCGACAUUGAACUACCAAGACUUCUACCCCCUCCUCGUUGCUACCCAGGCCUCACUCAAGCACGUGCAGCAGACACUGGUCAAGAGCGUGUACCCUUCCAUGUCUCCGCAGACAGAAAACGCACCAGUGGACCCCAAUGACCGAGCGGCGCAGAUUGCUCAUGUAGAAAUUCCAGCAGUAAGAGUACCCGACAGCGUCUCAAAGGAGUACUGGACCCCGGAACAGCUAGAGACUCUUGAGAUUACACGCUUCCGCCCAAACAUUAUCCUCAAAUCGACACCAGCUGGGGACAUGCCUGCUCUGGCGCCCUGGGAGGAGGAUGGCUUCGUCGAGUUGGAGCUCUUCGAUGCCGAGGAGGGGCACGACGGUGGUGAACCGCCAUUCGGGGACUCGGCGAAGGGACAGGGCAAGCUGGGCAUCAGCUGCAUGGCUCGAGCUGGCCGAUGUCUAGUUCCCAACAUCGACCCUUCGACAGGCAACAGGGACCCACAUAUCCCUUACAAGCCGAUGCAGAAGUAUCGCCAAGUCGAUGAAAUCUACAAUAAGAUGGGCAAGCCAUGCUUUGGCGUUCUGGCAGCCUUGAAGGAAGGCACAGCGAGGAAAGGCGUCAUUCGAGUAGGCGACAUAGUCAGAGUGACCGAGACGACCGAUCCGGCGCAGAGGAAUGCGACUCCAAAGCCCUCUUGA